Eimeria tenella is the source of this 1140-nucleotide messenger RNA. RefSeq lists its product as uncharacterized. The transcript has 4 exons. NCBI's taxonomy places the organism in Eukaryota, Apicomplexa, Conoidasida, Eucoccidiorida, Eimeriidae. The coding region runs from base 1 to 1140 and encodes 379 amino acids. The record is from RefSeq and is a predicted model, not a curated record.
AUGCAGGAAUACAUAAGCAAGGCUCUGCUCUCCACCCAAAUUGUUCGGUUGCAGCAGUGCCUCACGGACAUUGAAUUUCUGCGUGCAAAGCACUACCUAAUUCUCCGUGACCUUGGAGUCAUCGCGGAGCAAAUGAAGAUUCUCCGAAAGAUCACCAGGAGACAGGGAAGAUACAUAGCUGGGGUGGAAGCCGCCAUACAACAUGUGAACAAUCAGAUUGAGGAGGUGCAGGCACGGAAGGAGUUCAUUUCGUUCUACUUGCUGCAAGACCCUAUGCAUGCAAGACAGCAGCUCGAGCAGAACCAGCUACUUGAUCUCGGGAUGGACAUUGGGCUGAACGAAGCAAGAAGGGCAGUUGUUGAUCCACGCGCGUAUAUUCCUGAGUCCCGCCUGGACAUAACUCAGUGGGAAGACCUGGAGCGUAGGGAAAGAGUCAUAGAGCAACGACAGCGUCACCUGAGGGAAAAUACGCCUCCGCCAAGUCUUCAUGCUGCCCGCAAGAAACAAAUGAAGAAGGACCGGCCUGCAGUAGAGAGCCCUACGCUGCUUCCUCCGGCACCGCUAAGUCCACGCUUCGGCAUAGCAGGCCUGGGUACCUCCCCGUCAGCUCCACGCCGCCAGACUGUCCUGCCUAUACCAGGGGAGCCUCCAUGGAAAGCGUUUGUCACUCCGCAACCAGACAGGCCUUCCGGCCCUGCGAGAGGACAGUCUGUGGACAGUGACGACGAGGAUGACUGGGACACUUUGAGGCAGCAGUACGGCGGAACUCACCAGGGAACGUUCGAGCUGCGAGAAAAGGGCGGUGAAAUAGUUCUGGUGAAGCCGUUCCCCGAAGCGCCAACAGAGGGGCUGCCCAUGGCCACCAUAACGCAGCCUCGCAGGCGCCAGCGGCGUUCCUCUGUCAAGAAUUCCGAUUCUGAGAAAGCAGAGUCUCCGUCACCUCGGGCUGCUGUGGCACGGCCACCAGCAACAAGCCCCGCUGCGGGCGCAAGCUCGCCAAUUCCGGUAACAGACUUCUUCAACGAGGACGAGGGCCCAAGGCCCAAGACGAACGCUCCAGAAAUUGCGGAAGAGAGAGAGAGAGAAACCAAGAUUCAUUCAAUUCGUGUCACGCUUUACAGAAGUUCCAUGGAAACGUAG